This is a messenger RNA of Aphidius gifuensis, 2450 nucleotides long. It is a transcript of the gene retn, whose product is annotated as protein dead ringer. The record is from RefSeq and is a predicted model, not a curated record. Lineage: Eukaryota; Metazoa; Arthropoda; Insecta; Hymenoptera; Braconidae. The transcript has 8 exons. Gene Ontology annotation, cellular component: nucleus. The coding region runs from base 333 to 2450 and encodes 705 amino acids. Gene Ontology annotation, biological process: regulation of transcription by RNA polymerase II. Gene Ontology annotation, molecular function: DNA binding.
UGAUAUAUUUUUUUUUCUUCUCCGUGACAAUAAUCAAGUUGGAAUUUAUCAACCACAAACACACACACGCAAGCUAACCUAAAAAAAAAAAAAGACUAGCCCAUGUGACGUGAAAAUAAUAGUAAUAAUAAUAAUAAUAAAAACACAAAGUGAGUAAACGAAAUUGAAAAAAAAAAAAAAUUAACAACAACGACUUACACGUGUUGUAUGUGUAUGUGGAUGUACAAGUGUUUAUGUGUGUGAUUUUUUAGUUGAGAACUUUGAACCGCUUAUUGCGGAUAAAAUCAUUCAAAAUUCGGGUUAAGAACAGAGAACCGUUGCCAUCGUACGCGAUGGAGACGGGUGAUGAGUAUUCUGAUAUGUCAACUCCAGUUGUUGUUGGUGCUAAUGGUAAUGGUGGUGGUGGUGGUGUUACAAUACCAAAUAUACCAACUGAACAUCAUGGACAUGCAUCUGACAGUAGUCUGUCACAUCAAGAAGAAGAUACAUCUGAUCCAGAUCUUCAAGAUGAAGAAAGUGGUGAAGAAUUACCACAACAACCACUUCAUGAUACAAAACAUUCAAUAAAUGAUCAUUUAUCAACACCAACAAAUAUGACACCAAUGUCACAUUUGAGUAAUUUUAUGGCACAAAAUCAAAAUUUUUUGUCAAAAUUAAAAAUGGAGCCAAAUGACUUGGAGAUGACUGCAUAUCAAAAACAUCAACAACCAAAUAUUGAAGCACUUCAAGCAGCACUUAGCAAUAUAAGUAAUGGAAAUUUUAAUUUACCAUUUACAUUUCCACAACCAGCAGCAUAUUUAAAUCAUCCUAAUAAUCAACCCCAUACAAUUGGAAGUGGUGGUAAUGGUAACGGUGGUAACGGUGGUAGCGGUGGUAACGGUGGUAACGGUGGUAGUGUUAAUAAUAGUGGUGUUUGUCAAAGUGCAAAUAAUCCAUUACCAUCAUCAGCAAGUUCACAUUCAAGUGAAUCAUCACAAGGAUCAGCAAGAAAUAUAAGUGAUGCACGUGAAGGUACAAGUGGUUCACAAAAUAAUAAUGGUUCACAACAACAAUCAAAUUGGAGUUUUGAAGAGCAGUUCAAACAGCAAUACAGUGAGUUGAACAUGUCUACAAAAUACGGAAAUAUGUUUGAGCCAACAGAAGCAUGGAAUAAUUCUAAAAAACUACCUAAGGAUGUACCAAAUAAUCCGGAAGAAGUUUCGACGGAGCUCAAACAACAGUUGUACGAGAUUAAUGAUGACCCAAAACGCAAAGAAUUUCUUGAUGAACUCUUCAGUUUCAUGCAAACACGAGGUACACCAAUUAAUAGACUUCCAAUAAUGGCUAAAUCAGUGCUGGAUUUAUAUGAAUUGUACAAUUUAGUUGUCAUACGAGGUGGUCUUGUUGAAGUUAUCAAUAAAAAAUUAUGGCAAGAAAUUAUCAAGGGACUUCAUUUGCCAUCAAGUAUAACAUCAGCUGCUUUCACACUUCGUACACAAUAUAUGAAGUAUCUUUAUCAUUACGAGUGUGAAAAGAAAAAUUUUUCAUCACCUGGUGAAUUACAAUCGGCUAUUGAUGGAAACAGACGUGAAGGAAGACGUAGUAGUUACACAGCAUAUAACGGAGGCGGUGGAGGUGGAGGAGGAGGUGGAGGAGGUGGUGGUGGUCCUGAUAGUAUGAUGCAACGUAAUUCACACAGUCUUCAUGCACAAAUGUCACCACUUGCACUAGUUGGUGGACAACAUCUAAGUCAACAAUCAAUGGUUAAUGGAGGUGGUGCACAUGCACCAAUGUCACAUCAUCCACAUCAUCAAGGAAUACCUGGACAAUCACCAUUUCCAGGAAUGACAGGAAUGAGUGGAAUGACACCAGAAAUGGAAUCACAAAUGUUGGAAUAUUUUAAAAUGAUUAGUGCAUCAGCUGAAAUGCAUCGUAUGAAUGCUGCUGUUGCUAAUUCAUCACCAAUGAUUAAUAGACAAGGCAGUACAUCACCAUUAUCAAAACAAUCACCACCAGAUAUACGCAAUUUACCAUUAUGGAAUUUAUAUAAUAAUAAUAAUAUAUAUACUGGUUUUCAACAAACACAAAUGUCACCAGUAGCACCAAAUUCACCAGAACAAGAACGAACACCUGAACCACAAAGAGAAGCACUUGAUCUUGGUUUAAGAACAUCACCAACAUCAACUGUACAAAGACCACCAUCAGUACCUCAUACAUUACAAGUUAAAAAAGAUUUAAUGCGUAAAUCAAAUAAACGUUUACAUUCUGAUGAUGAAAAUAUUACUGAAACACCAACAACAUCAAUACCUGGUACACAUAUUAAAAUAACUAAUGGACAAAAUGGUGAAUCUUCACUUGUUGUUAGUAUGGAAUUAAAUGGUGUUGUAUAUGAAGGUGUUUUAAUGGCACAAACUGAUAGGCGAGCCAAUAAUAAUUCAACAAAUAACAGAGGUAAUUCAAAUGGAUAUUAA